AGGCUGGGGAAUGAUGAUACCCAAUUUGAGGUUAGCAUGGCCAACCAUGGAUGUGAAGUACAUCGUUUUGAUCCUAGUGUUAAGUCAGCUCAUAUCCUGGAGAGUCCACGCCUUUGGUACCACCGCUUGUCCAUCGACUGGAGAGACCCCCAUCCAGCUGUUGCUGCCCCCAGACCGUACAGCAACACCAGGAAACUGGGAACCAUUUUGAAUGAAUUUGGGCAUCACAAGAUUGAUGUUCUCAAAGCAGAUCUGGAAAGCGCAGAAUGGAAAAUUUUAGAAAAUCUUAUUCUGGAAGAUGUCCUUGAACAAAUUGGACAGCUCACCUUUGAGGUUCAUCUCCACUGGCCCGGGUUUGAGGUCAGUGGUGGGGACAGCACUGUCGUGCGGUUCUGGUACAGCCUCCUCAAAGAGUUAGAACUAAAGGGUUUCAGGCUUUUUCAUAGUUACAAAGAUUUAUCUAAACCUCAGCUAUUCCUGAAGAAAGACAUUUUCAAUGCAAGUAGCUGUUAUACUCUGAGUUGGGUGAAUACAAGAUGGAAAUAGGAUACGGGACCUCAUCAAGAACUCAAGGAAAUAAUUGCAGAAUGAGGCACGUCCGGCAGUCUAAUUAUCGAUGUACUUGCGCAGUUUCCACUAGCCUGUUACCUGCGUGAGGUGGGGAUCGUGUUAUUGCCUCUGUAGUGCAUGUAACUCGACACUUGCCACGUGGUAGGAGCACAGUUAACACUUGUGGAAGGGAUGGACACAGAGUGCCAUAGGAGUCCACCUCCGUCUGUCCAGAUCCUAGCCUUCUGCCUGUUUGCCUCUGACAGAGUGGGGAUCCUUGUCCUUCAUUUUAACAUGGAAGAUAAUCCCCCACGUAGCUGUUUUCCCUAAGAGUCAUUAAUGUAUCUGAAGUCCACGAAUUCAGCAGCAUCAAGAAGAAAUUCUAUGCAUUUUCCAUUUUUACUGGGUUCAUGAGAUUAAGUGUGUAGCUUACUGUUCAAAAUAGGGCCCUUCAUUUGAGUCUCAGAGGUUUUUUUUCUUGUUCGCCUUGGUCAAUAACAUUGUUUACAACCUUGUAGAUUUCAAUCAUUCCUACUUGGCUUUUGCUGAGGGCUAUGCUGGGACGUUAUAAGAGCCACUGAGUCUGGUUUCUGGGGACUCAGACACACCAAAUUCUGUCAUUGAGUUUACAAGUCUAGAUUAUCAAGAACUUCAACUCAGGAUUCCUUUACACUCAGCCUUAAAUCCCCUUCUGUUCCUAUGAAACUAAGCACAAAGCAGAAUUUGCAUGUCUUUACUGUUGCCUUUUCUGACUUCAGACCUGAUUUCUCAACCACCGACGUGCCUAUGCUGUCAAAUCUUUUUUUUAAAUACAUUAUCUGAAAGAUUAAGUAAGUUUUUCUUAACUGCCAAUUGGCCUAAGAGCCAAAAUCUGUAUCUUUCCUGGGGUGGUUAUGCAGUAUUUCAGUAGUGCCAAUCCUUUUUACAUUUUUAAAUAUUAAACAGAGGAAUGUAGGUUCUCGGUAGUUCAAACGAUCUCUAUCAUUUUUAUUUAUAGGAUUAGACAUCCCUACAAAUGAUUUUCAAAAAUUCUACUUCAAAUAAGCUAAAUGGUACAAAAUAAAGCAAAUUAUUACCUUAUGAUAAAUGAAGCUUAUUUUCUGGCAUGUUUUACAUCCUGAGAGGGCAGGAAAUUUAAUGUAUGUUGUUUGUUCAAAGAAAUCUGGGGAGACAGGAAAAUAGUGAUUGCUACUAGACUUUAUUCCUUUUCCCCAUAUUUUACCUCCUUUUACUCCAGAUGUUCCCUGCAUUGGCGUUUUAUUUCUUGCAGUGGUUUGAAAAUAACCAUUCGUCAAGUGAGAAACCGAAAUAUAUUAGCUAGAUAAUCCUACUAACUUAAGUUCAAAAGGGAACAAGACUUUCUGAUUUAGUAGUGAUGAU
Hyaena hyaena (striped hyena) is the source of this 1929-nucleotide messenger RNA. It is a transcript of the gene METTL24, whose product is annotated as methyltransferase like 24. Bases 37 to 546 code for a protein of 169 amino acids. The record is from RefSeq and is a predicted model, not a curated record. NCBI's taxonomy places the organism in Eukaryota, Metazoa, Chordata, Mammalia, Carnivora, Hyaenidae. The transcript is spliced from 2 exons.